UUUGUCUUUUAAUCUCAAAAAAAAAAGUGAAAAUACCUUUCCCGCAAAGGACGGUAUCAAAGAAGUAAAAUGGGGCGUGGGUUUGGUCGCGGUGCCAAGAGCGUAGCAAUUGUAACGCAUGCUCAAGUAGGAAAUAAGGGCAAGAAAACUCCGAAAGGCCUUCGAGGAGUUCGACAAAAAAAGCGUCAGCGCUAUCAAAAAAAGGACGAACAAGGUUUACUAGAGCAAUCACUGGGAUUGGAGAAACAACGCUCAAAUGAGCCCAAAAACUUAGCGCAGGAAAUUGCAAGCAUUCAGUUUGCUCAUGUAGUCAACAAACGCCAAAAGGGCUUUAAGGACCUACGCAAACAAAUUAUGGGUGCUGUCAAAGUUCUUCGACGGAAAUAUGCGCGAAAAGGGCCAAAGUAGAUGUCAAAGGGGACAAACUCAUUCCUAAAAAUCGUAUAAACUACUUAACAUAAAUAAAAAAGUGAAAACUUAU
Phytomonas sp. EM1 is the source of this 481-nucleotide messenger RNA. The record is from the annotation of a GenBank genome assembly. NCBI's taxonomy places the organism in Eukaryota, Euglenozoa, Kinetoplastea, Trypanosomatida, Trypanosomatidae.